AUGGACGCGUUUCGAGACGCAGCGCUGCUCUACUUACUUGUCGCCUCUUUUCUUUGGAAUAUGCCCUGUUUCCAGUCAGCGGUCAUCACGUCUCCCACUGUGCCAAGGAGAAGCAAGGGGACCAGGAGCCCUCACGCUGACGGACAACGGUCAAGCAAAUUUCUAAAAGAGAUCCUCGCCUCUUCUCCGGCUGCAAGCCAUCACCGAGAAGACCUAAAGGACGCUAUUGUGCCGCACGACUACAUGCUUUCCAUAUACAGGACGUAUUCCGCUGCGGAGAAGCUCGGACUUAACGCGAGCUUUUUCCGCUCCUCUAAAUCCGCCAACACCAUAACCAGUUUUGUGGACAGAGGAACAGACGAUCUUUUGCACUCUUCUUUGCGAAGACAGAAGUAUCUGUUUGACGUCUCGGCCCUUUCAGACAGAGAGGAGCUGGUCGGAGCGGAACUCAGGAUAUUUCGGAAAGCGGCCGCGGGUUUGCAGACGUCUCCGACGGGCCUGUAUGACAUGAAGCUAUUCCCCUGUCGCUCCGAGACUCUCCUGGACUCCAGGUCCCUGGAUCCUCUGGACUCCAGGAAACCCGGAUGGGAGGUGCUAGACGUGUGGGAAAUGCUUCAAGCCCAGCAGCACUCUGCGCAAGGGAGGCAGCAGCUUUGUCUCCAGCUCCGGGUCACGCUCGGCAAAUCCCAGACCGAGGUGGAGUUGAGGCAGCUGGGCUUCGACCGGAGCGGACGGGCCCAGCAAGAGAAAGCCAUCCUGGUGGUGUACACGCGGUCCAGGAAAAGGGAGAACCUUUUCAACGAAAUGAAGGAGAAGAUCAAGUCGGGGAAGAAGGAGGAGGAGGAUGAAGAGGAGGAGGAGGCGGAGGCGGAGAGAGGCCUCCGGUUGAAAGCCCGACGCCGACGGAGGACUGCUCUGAACAAUCGGCACGGAAAGAGACACGGCAAAAAGUCCAAAUCCCGGUGCAGCAAAAAGGCACUUCAUGUGAAUUUCAAAGAGCUGGGCUGGGACGACUGGAUCAUCGCGCCCCUGGAUUACGAGGCGUACCACUGCGAGGGCGUGUGUGACUUUCCGCUAAGGUCGCACCUAGAGCCCACAAAUCACGCCAUUAUCCAAACUCUAAUGAACUCUAUGGACCCGAACAGCACCCCGCCCAGCUGCUGUGUCCCCACCAAACUCAGUCCCAUCAGCAUCCUGUACAUCGACUCCGGCAAUAACGUCGUGUACAAGCAGUACGAGGACAUGGUGGUGGAGCAGUGCGGGUGCAGGUAGCGAGCGCCCCGUUCUCCUUACGAAACACGUGGAAGUCGUGAAAGACGAACAACUUUCUAUCAAAGACAAACUAGAUGGACCAAGUGGAAGAUAUUACAGUUUGACAAGCUUCUCCUCACAGGUAGAACAUGCUCAGUAAUGUGGUACGACUAGACCUCAUUCAACAGGGGCUUACACAGAGGAAAAAAAACACCCUAUUUAUUCAGUCAGUUGAAACAACACAAUCACAGUUAUUUACACUCCAUCUCUUAGAGUAUUACGCCUCCUUUUCCAGACAUGCAGAAAAAACCCUUCUCAACCCACAAAUAGGCUUUUGUUUUUUUCCCGUGCCCGGUGAAAGUCGUCUCUAUAUGCGGCAAGGAGAGUGCACGAGUGCGUGCAUGUGUGCGUGCCUGCGUGCGUGCGUGCAUGGGCGCAUCUUCGCC
Lampris incognitus (smalleye Pacific opah) is the source of this 1697-nucleotide messenger RNA. RefSeq names its product growth differentiation factor 6a (gene gdf6a). Gene Ontology annotation, molecular function: growth factor activity; cytokine activity. The record is from RefSeq and is a predicted model, not a curated record. Bases 1 to 1272 code for a protein of 423 amino acids. Lineage: Eukaryota; Metazoa; Chordata; Actinopteri; Lampriformes; Lampridae. The transcript is spliced from 2 exons. Gene Ontology annotation, cellular component: extracellular region. Gene Ontology annotation, biological process: SMAD protein signal transduction; BMP signaling pathway.